AGGGUAUAGAGCGUGAAGAUGCGGCGCAACAAAAAUCGCUUACCAUUUAAACUGCUGACUGAAAUUGAAAAUGAAAUUUAGAUUACGACGAAGUUAAUCAAGAACAGAAAGAUGAACAUGACUAUCAUUCUGUGAUCAGAGUAGAGCCCUCCACCUCCACACAACUCAGGACUGAAUUUUCUUUGACCCCCAUCUUUUUUGCUUAUAAAAUUGUCUUUCUUAAAGCUUAUGCUUGUGAUCUUGACCACGGAGCUAGUGAAUCUGAUGACUGACUAGCACAACUAGUCCUCUACUUUAUUGGUUCAAGUAGAUUUAUCAAAUGAAGUGAUCUGUUGAAGAUGAAGUAGAGAUGAGUAGUUGUCUUAAUGAACAUCGGUGAGUUCUUUCCAGAUAGUACUAGCCGUAGUGAAGUCUGAGACAAGAUGGAGGCUAUGGAAAGAGGGGAGGCGCAGGAGCUGCCAAAGACGAUAAGAGCAAAGAGAGAAGCAGGACAGUCAGCAUUAUGACAGCAAAAGUCGUGAUCAGCAGGUUCUUGGCGCUCUUCACUUUCAUUACUGAACAACCGGGAACAAGAUUGUCAUGCUCCUCACCAACAACAUUCGAAAACUCAAAAUAUCCGAGUUACUGACUGAAAUAAGGGAGGUAGCUUAACGCCAAGUGGUUACUCUUCCUUCUCAUGAGUAUCUCGGUUAUUCUGAUCAGUUACUUACUUGCUUAUUUCAGUUUUUCGAAUACAUUGAUACUGAUAAUGGUCAGUCAAGAAAAGAAGGUACAGAAUAGUUGAAACGCCUCAAUGCGUUAGGACGACGUAAAAAGAGGUUACAUGACAUGACAUCCCUUUCCCUACCCUAUCCCAACAUCCAAUCACCUUCAUUCCCCUGGCAGAGGUUUUUGGCGAUGAUACCGAAUGUGUCGGUAUCGAGGGAUAGCAUGGCGGACGUGAACGAAAAGAUAGAGUUUGUUAAGGCUUCAGUUAGAAAUGUAUCUAUGUGCAUGUUGUGAAUCUGAAAUAUUAGAGACGUAUAAUUUCCUUUGAUAAAAAACAGGCACCUUCCUAAGAACUGCCUUGUUUCUAUAUCUAAAUGCAGAGGUGCUGGCGGGAUAGACAGAGUCAGUUUCAUUUAAUGGGAGGACUAUGUAGAGACAUGAGGUAAGCACGGGGAGGGAAUAGAAGAGCUCCAGAAAAAUGACUAAGAUGUACCUGCUGCUUCUGGAUUUCGAUGAAAUAAGCACUUCCAUUGAUUCUAAGAUAGGUGAAUCUCCAGCAGAAGGAGUUGCAUGUCCGCAUUGCCACGCUCAAGAUUUCGUCACCUUCACGGAACACGAAGCUACAUGUGCAACAUAUGGCAUCGCUUGUUUAAUCGUGCUCUUCUUCGGAUGGUUGUCUUUCUGCAUAGUAGGAUUAUGCUGGCCGGUGCUGAAAACAGUGGUUCACAGGUGUCCUCACUGCCACAACGAGCUCGCAAGAAAAAGCAGAAUACGGUACAACCUCCAAUCCACAUCUAUGGUGAAGAUUGUUGUAGUGAAUGUUACGUUGGGUUGAUAUCUUGACUACGCCAGUGGCAGUUUCGCUUGCAGAUGUUUUUGUGUUGAACAUCAACAUUUAUUGUCUUUCUCCAUGUCGAUAUCGAUUCAUGCAAUUUCAAUUUCAUAAUCAUUCAAUUAUUUCAGGUGUCCACGAGUCUCGAGGGAAAUAUUCACGGUGCAGGUUGGCAAUUGUGCAGUCGUCAUAUCACGCAAAUACGCCUUGUUGUUAUGCCCAAACGAAAAUCAAUCUCUGACUCUUUUUAUUUCAUGUAGAGAAAAAUUCACGAAGGGGCAAGCUUUACAGAAUACAGAACGAUGAUGGCGUUCAUCAUUAACUCAUUCCGCUAUCUGCCUGACUGUUUCCCUGGUGCUUCUUAGUUUCACUCUAAAGGAACCUACAGCUACGUCUUUAUCUCUCUAAUUUUGUUUUUAGUGGUAGUUGGCUUAGUGGGUUUUUUUACAUGGAGACGGAAUCAUCAUGGGGUUCACUUGCUGCUUGACGCGCCUUUGAAGGACAGCAAAAGUUUAGCGGGCACGAAAGAAGUUAUGGUGAAAGAGAAUUUUGUUUUGGUCAUGGUGGGAAACAAGUGCAACUUGGACGCUUGAAUAAUCAUCAUCUUGAUGUUCGUUGUAGAUGAUGAUCUUCUUGGUACAUCAAUAUAUUAUAACUAGGCAUAAAAAAACGUAGGAGGAAUAUAUUCUAACCCGUGAACGUGGGAGGAAUAUUUGAAGAAUUGUGGAAACAAGAAGACUCUAGGAAAUCCGUUGAGGACACGGAGGAAAUACGACGAAACGUAUGCAGGCAACAUGAUAGAGUGGGAAGGCAGGGUGAACAAAGUCACAGAAGGAUUUCAAUUAUUGGUGCGCUUACAACUUUGAUUUUUGUUGUAUCGGUUUUCGACUUCGAUACUAGACUAUCUAGAUCAUAACGAAGAAAGUUCUACUAGCUUCCUAUGAAGAACCAGAUAUAUAAUUUUGUUCGUUUUUGAUAAAGUUCCUGCAAUGAUGAAUACUAGAAAUCAAGUUACUUACAACUAGGAAAAACAAAAAACAAAAAUUAGAUCUGGGACGCACCCGGUCUUAUCCGGUUAACCAUGAAUCCGGCAGAGAGGAACAGGGAUGGAAUCGAUUUGACUCUUCUGUUUAACGAAAAUCUGAAUGACGCAGUUUCUGAACUCGAGGUCGGCGAUGAGAUCUCCUUCAAGGCAACGUUGCUGGGCCUGGGAACGAGGGGAAGUAUUUUGAUUUUUAACUUAUUUGAUCCAUUGUUUUUUCUGGAACUGGAGAGUGCUACUGUGAUGGGACGCGUUCCGGUUCAGGUUCUUUACCUUCAUUUCAAGCACUGCCCUCUCCGCUUCAAAGCUUAUCUGCUCCAUUAUUUUUUUUCGCUGAUGAGACUAACACUAAUCGGUGUAGUCUCCCUCUGGUAUAGUAGAAAGUAUCUCUGAGGUAGAUGUUAUUAUAUUAAUUUAUAAGGCUCUUACUUAGCGCAUACAACGACCCACCACGCACAGCACAACGAAAUCGAGAAAAACUCUACAUCUACCGAGCUAAAUGUACUAGUGCUUACUACAAGUACAACAACUUGAAAACUCACACGCACCCAACGAACCGCUCAGGUUCCCACGUUGCUCAAAUAUGGGAGGUUUUGGAACAUCGUCGUGGCAACGAGAUAAUCCCCAUCAAGCCGCCGCCAGCGUCGGUGAAGGCUGGAGAAGAGGCUCUACCUCGAACAGAGGACAUUCUUGUUAAGGCAGAAGUUCUUUUUGAUAAAUUAUAAGUAUCCCUACUGCAGGUUCCCCCCCUACACCCUAGAGGCAUUAUGGAUGCUGAUCAUUAUCUUCAUAGAACAAAAGUAGGGACAUGGAUCAUAGAAUAAAAUAUCUUCAACUUCGUCUUAGUCUAUGACCCAUCAUAGAUAGUAAUCGUUUCUUCAACUUCGUCUUAGUCUAUCAUUCUUAGCAUCAGCAUCAUUUUGAUCAUCGUCGUCCUUAAUAUUCUUAUCGUGUGAGUCGUCUCAUCAUCGUCAGCCUCAUCUCAUCUGCUGAGCUGUCUCUUCAUCCUCAUCAUCAGCAUCAUCUCAUCAUCUACCUCCUAUCCUCCCCUAAACCCAUCUAAUAUAGCGGGCGACGCUGCUGCUCGAGAAGGGCCUCAAGGAGGUAAGGGUAACCAGGAGAACUAGGUUCUUCAACUUGAGGAGGUAACCAGGAGAACUAGGUUCUUCAGAACCAAGAGGGUUGAUAAGGAGCUGGAGGAUGAGGACGGAUCAGCAGUACUAGAGUUUUAGUAAAAAAGAGUCAAUUUAUUACGUCAGCAUGCAGAUUAAGAUCAACAACACUAGAUGAUCAUUAUAGGUCAAUUUCAAUUAUACAGGAGCACAUCAAGAACAUCAAGGACGCUUGGGUUCAAAGAUUUUCGUUUUGUACAUCAAUGCUAACGCUUACCCAAAAUUUGACAGAAUCUAUCACAAGAAAAUCGUACUGCCUUAUACGACAUUAAUUUGCGCAAAAGAUUUUAUCUAUUACGAGUCAGGUUCACGAAGAGGAAUGCUAGUUGUACUGGUCAUUCAUCGCUUUCAUCGCUUUCGCUGCACCGCAAGUGCGAAUGCGAAACAAAACAGUUGAUAGCGAAUGGUCAUAAUUAUGUAUGAGUUUUCCUAUUUUUUUUUACUGACUGGUCUGUCAGUCUGGUGCCCCUGUGGAGUAGUGGAGGCAGUUUGAAGAUCUUCUGUCAGUGUGAAGUUUAUCAUUAUGAUAGCUCAUCCAAGACUUAGGCUAUCAUCUCUGCCUAGCAGCUGACUGAUAGGUAGUACUCAUAGCAAUACCUCUACCUCACUCCCUGUUACUAAGACGACGAGGUAGAGGUGCGAAACUAAGAUAAUGGGCUUGUUCUUUGGCGGUCAGUAUGUGUAUCUAUGAUAAAUGACUGGUGCCUACACCUGCUUCAUUCAUCUAAUCAUGGACUAUUCGUGUUCAUUCUUGCUCUAUCCUCCUGAGUAAAUAGUUGUGUCAUGUUCGAACAUCAAUACUGAAGAUCAUGAUCGCAACGCAAACUACUUACCUCAUGUUAACGGUCCCCACAUUUUUACAUCCUUCACUAGCGCUCCUUACUCUUUUUCCAGUCGGAAAUAAGUCAGGGAUGUUCUGAUGAACAUGAUCAUACUUUCACUUACUUCAUGCUUGCACUCCCUCAACAUGAAGUACUUCAAGCAUUCACCCCACACACUGUCUGUCAUAAUUACAACAUCACACCCAUGUCAGACAGCACGACUUGCAGCUUCUUGACAUCAAAUUCAAAUAUUCUUGUUGUAACAUCUUCAAUGAUAACCUCAAAUCUACUUGGCCAUGUAGUCUUCAC
Amoebophrya sp. A25 is the source of this 4884-nucleotide messenger RNA. The record is from the annotation of a GenBank genome assembly. NCBI's taxonomy places the organism in Eukaryota, Dinophyceae, Syndiniales, Amoebophryaceae.